Molecule: messenger RNA, 5114 nt
Organism: Conger conger (European conger)
Lineage: Eukaryota; Metazoa; Chordata; Actinopteri; Anguilliformes; Congridae
Product: tetratricopeptide repeat protein 39B
Exons: 19
Coding region: 183-1940 (585 amino acids)
Molecular function (GO): protein binding
Source: RefSeq, a predicted model, not a curated record
UGGAGUCUGAAUCCGGCGGAAAGGAGCGCACGAUUCAAGGAAAUCUGAUACAACCUCAACGCAGACAAGAAACCAUUCAUCGCUGGACCUGGAGAUAUUUCGAUGCAACCCACAGUGUAUAACACGUAGUUAUUCUUCAAAAUCAGUUUUUAUUUUUCACGUUGUUGUCUCAGGGAAGCAGCAUGGCUCAUGUGGGGAACGGAGCUGGAAAUAUCGACGGCGAUGUGGAGGACUGUUUUGAAGAUGCCUAUGACAGGAUUCCUGUUGCAUCCAAAAUGGAUCUGAAGACCUCCAUAGAAGAAUGCUCCAUGGCGCUCAACCUUGUGUUGAACAACAAGUUCUCAGAGGCCCUGGAUCUUCUCAAGCCAUGGGCGAAGGACAGCAUGUACCACGCUCUGGGGUACAGCAGUAUCCUGGUGAUGCAGGCAGCCAUGACCUUUGAGCACAAAGACAUCCAGACGGCCAUGGCUACAAUAAAGGAUGCUCUGCAAACCUGCCAAAGGUUUCGAAAACGGAACACUGUGGUUGAGUCUAUAUCCAGCCUGGUUUCCAAACAGGCUUCUGAUAACCUCAAAGAAGAGCAGAUGCAUGCUGAGAUCUGCUAUGCGGAGUGCCUGCUACAGAAAGCCUCCCUCACCUUUGUUCAGGACGAAAACAUGAUCAGCUUCAUCAAAGGCGGAAUCAAAAUUCGAACAAGUUACCAGAUCUACAAGGAAUGCCAGCACACACUGAACAUGAGCCAAGACCUCGGGAACAGUAAUGAAACCUUCCGACAGUUUGAGGGGGGAGUGAAACUGGGAAUCGGAUCGUUCAAUCUGAUGCUGUCUCUGUUGCCUGGCAGGAUUCUGCGUUUGCUCGAAUUUAUCGGCUUUUCGGGGAACAGAGAAUUUGGCCUUUCCCAGCUGCGAGAGGGAGCUGCCAGCCACAGUCUGAGGGCCAUCCUCUCCGUCCUGACCUUGCUGCUCUACCACACCUACGUCUCUCUCAUCCUGGGUACCGGGGAAGGAAAUCUGGUGGAAGCUGAGACCCUUCUCGAGCCCUACCUGGAAAAAUUCCCAAAAGGCUCCAUUAUCUUGUUUUACGCGGCCAGGAUCGCAGUGCUUAGAGGAAGCUUUGAAAAGGCCCAGGUGAAGUUCCAGGAGUGCAUCUCUGCUCAGCACCAGUGGAAGCAGAUCCAUCACCUGUGUUACUGGGAGCUGAUGUGGUCUUACUCCUUCCAGCAGGACUGGCUGCAAGCCUACCGCUACGCUGACCUGCUCUGCAAGGAGAGCAGGUGGUCCAAGGCGAUCUACGUGUACCAGAAAGCAGCGAUACUGAGCAUGCUUCCUGAGGAGGAGGCCAAGAAGACCGGGGAAAACGUGGUGGAGCUAUUCAGGCAAGUGGAGGGCUUGAAGCAGAGACUGGCCGGCAAGUCCAUCCCAACAGAGAAGUUUGCGGUGAGGAAGUCACGGAGAUACUCCACCAGCACCCCGGUGAAGCUGGUGAUCCCAGCACUGGAGAUGAUGUAUGUGUGGAACGGCUUCACCAUCGUGGGGAAGAGGCCUGAUUUGACAGAAGGGCUGCUGGUCACCAUCGAGAAGGCGGAGCAGCAGCUGUGCGACGACCCCAAUCCCACAGAGUUCCAUCCGGAUGAUCAGUGCCUUGUGCAGAUGCUGAAGGGCCUGUGUCUGAAGCACCUGGGCCGCCUGUUGCAGGCUGAGCUGUGCUUCACCCAGGUCCUCUCCAGUGAAGGGAGAAUAAGAUAUGACCAUUACCUGGUGCCGUUCACCCUCUAUGAGCUGGGGCUUCUGUACAAACAGCAAGGUGACAUUCCCAAGGCAGCCAGGUUCAUUGAGAAUGCUAAACUGAAUUACAAAGAUUACUCCAUGGAGUCCAGGUUACACUUCCGAAUCCAUGCCGCUCUGAGCAGCCUGAAAAGCUCCCCGGUCUCCACCCCUUAACCUGCUGCUUUCCCAGGCAAAUGAGACACCUCUUCAGCGCAACACAGCUCUCAACCUCAAUCCACUCCAUCAUUUACUUUGAAGGUUUAUAUAUAUUUUUUGCAAAACCUGAAGGUAAAAAUACAUAUUUAUAUUUCUUUAAGUGGACUGAAGGAGAAGCUUGGUAGAAUGAAGAAGCUAUCAAUGAAAUGUGCAGUACAUUUUAUUCCCCUGGACUAUGGACAUCUUUCUGGUUUUUACCACAAAACAAAUAACUCCCGGGUUCAGCAAGAGAGUUGUCAAUGUACAGUUGAAUAAUGUACUCGCGUAACAAUAAUAUUGAACAUUAGCAGUAUAUUUCCAAGGUGAGAAUUUAUAUUGUAAGAGAUAUAUAGCUGUGCAGUUAAACAGGAUCUAUAUCUUGACCCAUAUGACAUUUCCUGAAUAUGUAUUGAUGGAGAUUACUCCAUUCUAGUGCAAACAUUAAGUUGAGUACUGUAACACUUAUGGAGUAAGUUUGCCUUUAAAUUAUUUAAACACUUUUCAUAGCCUUGUAUACACAGUGGCUUACAUGAAGGACGCACAAUAUUUGAGCUGGUGAAAAUGUAUCAAUUGUGGAUAGUCACAGAACUUAUUUACGUUCAUCUGCAAACCCAGAGGUCAUUUGCUACAGAUCUCGUGUCUGCCCAGGCUAGUAGCAGGCUGGUCUACAGGUCUUAAAAUCAAUGCAUAUUUUGUAACCAUUAUAUGUGUCUGGGUUUAGAAACUUAAUGUGUCAUGACUGAAAAAUUUCCAAGCAGGUGAGACCCCAUUUGCUCUUUUCCUCUUAUGAAAAACCAAAGAAUGAAGUACACCGAAAGAUUGUCAGUUGAGCUUUCUUCCCGUUCUAAUGGGUAUGAAUGAUUGAAGAAAAGAAAGGGCAUUGCUGGUAUUUGCACAUUUGACUGUUUCUGAUCAUUUCUAUAUGUAAUAUUCAUGUUUCAUAGCAGAUGACUCCAGUUAUGUUGCUCUACUGAGGGUGUGGAACUGAAACCCUGAACUAAGACCUUAGUCAAUUUACAAGCUACAGACAGUUUCCACUUGUUUGUUUAUUUUUGCAAAUAAUUUAAUGCAUUACCUAAUUUAAACAUUUCCACGUAUGAGCCGUUUCUGAUUCUGUCCAUGCCCACUCAUGACCUUUCAUUCAUGAAAACAGAAAUGCUCAGAAUGGUAAAAAAAUAAACAAAAACAAAAAAACACAGGGGCUAAAGCAAAACUGGUGACAUUUUGUUGAUUAAAUGUAAUGGCAGUCAAUGUGAAUGUAAUGUCUUUGAACCUGACCAAAUGUGUCUGUCUGUAUGUAUGUCUGUUUACUUUGUUUUGCAGUGAAUAAGUAGAUUAUGAUUUCACAUGUUACAUGAUGUUAUUACACUUUUACAGCAUAUUCUUUGACGGUAUAUUUGAAGAACUCUCAAGAGAGGUGCAAUAAUCACAACAUUUUUACAAUAUAUUUUAUCAACUUAGUGCUAUUCUCGCCUAUGAUAUUGUAAUGCUGUGGUUUGUUAUAGUGCAGAAUACAGAAGGAUCAACAAUCCCAUCAUUGCCGCUAUUUCCAGGAAUAUUUAACUGUUGAAAAGCAAUAAUAGUUGGGCACUAGUAAUCGGUUCAGUGUUUCUGUGCAAUGCUUUUGGUCCAUCACACAUCUAAUAAGAUUUUCCUUUCAUGUAGGGCUGACGGAAAUACUCCAAACACACACAAAUUAUUCUUGUGAUAUAUAGUAUGGUAUAGUAUGGUAUAGCUCUACAGUGAAUUAUAAAAGAGAUUAUGGAUAAUUGACCAUUGUAUCUUGUUAAUAAUACAAUGAAAAUGUCUAGCUGUUCUAGCUUCCUGAGAAACGGGUUGACUGAUUAAUGUUUGUCUUCAGUGAACUCUCUAUGCAGUGUGACUGAUCGGUGAAAUGUCUGAUUCAGUAAAAUGCCACUGUGAAACCCACAAUCAAAAGUAGCUGCCUUGCAACAAAAAUAAGGGAAGGUGUACUUUUACAUUCUGAUAACAAUGUUCCUUACACAAAGAUGAAUUUGGUAGUCCCUGAAAAAAAAAUGAUAUAUAGGCUUGAAUAUUAAACUCACUGGUACAGAACUCAAACUCUUUAAAACAUUUCGAAAUAUGUAUAUUUUCUGAAGCUACAGAAUAGCAAUUUAGACUAAACUGUUUGAAAACUGACACAAUUCAGUAAUAAUUCAUUGAAUGAAAUAACCAGUUUAAAGAGUAAUGUAUACUCUGUCAUUCUAAGCCAUGACAUAACUGCUGCUGUCCAUUUUUUAUGUUCUCAUCCUCACCGGGCUAUGUAGAAACAACUCCCUUGUCAACAUUAAAAAAAAAAUGGGAUCGGUAAAGAUUUGAUUUUCUGUCUAGAAACUGAAAUUGAUUUAAAUGUUUAUAGUAGAGUAUGUUGCUGUAUUUCCAGGUUGGCUUAUUUUUGUUAACUUUUGUUUCCUGUAUAUCCUGCCAAAGUAUAUAAAUGAAACUUUGCCCUGUCUGAGCACAAAGAGUUAUGUAAUAUGCCCUUUGUUUCAUUUAUCUGUUAUUUUCUUUCACUGGAAAUUACAUCACCUAGUACCUUAUGUGGAGAUGGGACAAUUUAUUUGAUUAUCGAAAGACCAAUAACUCCAGCUUCUAACAUUCUAACAGUCCUACUUAAUUUAUAUAGCCUAUUUAUGACCAGCAUCCAAGGCGGUAAAUAAGUACUGUAGGCUUUGUAUACGGUUAUCAAAUGGUAUAGGUUAAUUAUUCAUGACAUCCUUCCCUAUGUUUAGGUAUAUACAGAAUAUUUAUUUGGGUGUUGUGAAUAAGACUACUGAUUGGAUGCAUUUGUACUGUAUUGUGCAGAUAUCUGGAGUAGUUAACUGCCAAAACUGCCAUGUUGAGGACUCUAGGAUUGUGUGGAGACAAAGGAUCAGUCCCAAUAAUUUGCCUGAUUCAUUCCUGUUUUUAUUUGCUGUUCUUUUCAUCUUGAAGUUUGAUAUUUUCUGGGGUUUUUUGCAAGUGUUCCUGCUUUAUUUACUUUAGUGCCUGUUGUCUGAAAAUCACAUUUUGAAAUGUUGGGGGGAAAAAUAACACAGUCUACUCAACCUGUGUAUUUCGCCUGCUGUGCAGAGUAGAAUUCAGCUUCAGGAUCCUGAAAAAUAAAGCCAUGGGUUUGAGUAACCAAAAACA